Messenger RNA from Myotis davidii, 1642 nucleotides. It is a transcript of the gene SPATA46, whose product is annotated as chromosome unknown open reading frame, human C1orf111. Gene Ontology annotation, biological process: fertilization. The record is from RefSeq and is a predicted model, not a curated record. Lineage: Eukaryota; Metazoa; Chordata; Mammalia; Chiroptera; Vespertilionidae. Bases 551 to 1258 code for a protein of 235 amino acids. Gene Ontology annotation, cellular component: nuclear membrane. The transcript is spliced from 3 exons.
UGCACACAGAGGGAGGGAGGGGCCCUCAGAACGGGGGAAUGGUAGCGUUAGGAGAAUCUGGGGACAGGGCCUAUGCAUGUUCUUUGUACUAAUUUUAUUUUUGCAACUUUUUAUAAGUUUGGAAUUAUUUCCAAAGAACAUGUAAAAAAUGUACCCAAACUGGGGAAAAAACCCAGAAACUAAAAUGACAGAACACCACUGGCAGAGGUCGGGCUGAGGCCGAGCAGGUGAUGGAGAAGAGCAGGGAGGAUCGCAGAGGACAGAGGUUCCCAGAGCUGGGGCGACAGUGACACAAACGUAAUGAAGGAGCCGAGUGGCCUGCGUGCCCCUCGCGCCGGGACCCUCCAUCAAGGUGGCUGCGAGGAGCCACAGGUGGCACGUCUCUGCAAAGGUUGGUCUUUUCUUGCCACAGACCCUGAGGGUGAGCCGGCCGAGGUGGAAUGCUGGGGCCUGCUUGUGAGGUCACCUGUGCUCAGAAUGCUUGUCGCCCGGACAACGCCGGAGCCCCCUGGGGCAGGCGUGUGACCGAGUGCCCGGCAACAGUCCGAGUAUGGAGAGCUUCUCACUCCUCAGCAUCUCGGGGCCCCGGGUCUCCUCCUCGGCCCUGGGCACCUUUCCUGACCUCAUGUCCCCACGGGGCCCCAGCUUGCCAGACAUUGCCAAGACCACGUUCCCCACGGAGGCACCCAGCCCAGCGCAGGCCCCGCUGCCCCAGCACCCGAGCAGCGCUCUGCGGCAAGGGGUGGUGCUCUCACCAGACUGCAUGCUGGGGGACCCCCAGAAUGGGGAGCAGCCGAGGCGGAGCUGCACCAUCUACCGGCCGUGGUUCUCCCCUUACAGCUACUUCGUGUGCGUGGACAAGGAGAGCCCCUGGGAGGCCCACAGCUUCCCCGAGCUGCCGCGGGACGAGGGCCGGGGCGACAGCUGCCUCCUGGAGGACACGGCCGACAGCCUGCGCUCGUCCUCUUCCUCCCCCGAGAACCCCGGCCCCCGCGAGGCCAAGGCCCGGCAUGGGGACGCCGACCACAUCAGCUCCCAGGACAUCCUGAGGGCCUCCCGGGGGCUCCCAGCCCAGCAGACCGGCUUCAAGUGCGCGGCCUGCUGCCGCAUGUACCCUACCCUGUGCUCCCUCAAGAGCCACAUCCAGUGCGGCUUCAGGGAGGGCUUCAGCUGCCGCGUCUUCUACCGCAAGCUCAAGGCGCUCUGGGCCCGGCCCGCAGACAGGCUGCCUUUGGGCGGCGGCCAGGCCCGCAAGUAGCCGGGCAGCUCGGGCGGCAGCAGAGCCUCACUGCUCCCAGGGAGAGGCCAAUAAACCCGUUAGCACAGCCCCAUGUCGUCUCCGUCACCGGCACUGCCCGCUGUCCGUCAGUCCCAUCCAUGUUCCAUCCCCUUUGGCGACCAGUUGCCUAGCAACCCCAGGCCCACACCCCGUCUCGACACCACCGAAGGUUCGGGGAGAACCGCUAGAUGGCAGCUCUCAGUGAGUGCCCAGACCCGUGCUGCCAGCCCCGGGGGACUUUUCAGGGAAGGGCCUCGUGUCUGUGAGGCUGCCUGAGGGUGAGACCCUCCCCGUCCUGCCUCCCAGCAGGUCCUCGGGAGGCCCCCAGAAGCUGACCACGCUCCUGCUGUCACCAUCUGCAAA